Apodemus sylvaticus (European woodmouse) is the source of this 3367-nucleotide messenger RNA. It is a transcript of the gene Cdc50b, whose product is annotated as transmembrane protein 30B. NCBI's taxonomy places the organism in Eukaryota, Metazoa, Chordata, Mammalia, Rodentia, Muridae. Gene Ontology annotation, cellular component: plasma membrane; endoplasmic reticulum; Golgi apparatus. The coding region runs from base 79 to 1140 and encodes 353 amino acids. Gene Ontology annotation, biological process: phospholipid translocation. The record is from RefSeq and is a predicted model, not a curated record. The transcript has a single exon.
CAGCGAGCGGAGGCGGGAGGCACACCCGCCGCUGAGCCGGGCAGAGAGGCCGCCGCAGGCCCCGGCUGAGACCCCGCCAUGACCUGGAGCGCCUCGGCGCGGGGCGCGCACCAGCCCGACAACACCGCCUUCACGCAGCAGCGCCUCCCCGCCUGGCAGCCGCUGCUGUCGGCCGGCAUCACGCUGCCGCUCUUCUUCUGCGCCGGCCUGGCGUUCAUCGGCCUGGGCCUGGGCCUCUUCUACUCCUCCAACGGCAUCAAGGAGCUGGAGUACGACUACACCGGCAACCCCGGCACCGGCAACUGCUCGGUGUGCGCCGCCGAGGGCCAGGGCCGCGCGCCGCCGCCCAGCUGCCGCUGCGCCUGGAGCUUCACGCUGCCCGAGCUCUUCCCGGGACCCGUGUACCUCUACUACGAGCUGUCCAACUUCUACCAGAACAACCGGCGCUACGGCGUGUCCCGCGACGACGCGCAGCUCAGCGGCCUGGUCAGCGCGCUGCGCCACCCGGCCAACGAGUGCGCCCCCUACCAGUACAGCUCCGACGGCCUGCCCAUCGCGCCGUGCGGCGCCAUCGCCAACAGCCUCUUCAACGACUCCUUCUCGCUAUGGCACCAGCGCCAGCCCGGGGCCCCCUUCGUCGAGGUGCCGCUCGACCGCACCGCCAUCGCCUGGUGGACCGACUACCACGUCAAGUUCCGCAACCCGCCGCUGGUGAACGGCAGCCUGGCGCUGGCCUUCCGCGGCACGGCGCCGCCGCCCAACUGGCACCGGCCGGUUUAUGAGCUCAGCCCGGAUCCCAACAACACCGGCUUCAUCAACCAGGACUUCGUGGUGUGGAUGCGCACCGCGGCGCUGCCCACGUUCCGCAAGCUGUAUGCACGCAUCCGCCAGGGCAACUACUCCGCCGGUCUGCCCCGGGGCACCUACCGUGUCAACAUCACCUACAACUACCCGGUGCGCGCCUUCGGAGGCCACAAGCUCAUCAUCCUUAGCAACAUCUCGUGGAUGGGUGGCAAGAACCCUUUCCUGGGCAUCGCCUACCUGGUCGUCGGUUCCCUCUGUAUCAUCGUGGGCUUUGUCAUGCUGGUCGUCUACAUUCGCUACCAGGACCAGGAGGACGACGACAACGAUGAUGAGUGAUCUUGUUUCCCAAGAACCCCUUCCUGCUUCUUGGCCAAGCCGCUUUUAGCGGUGGCCCUUUGCUCCUAACCCAACUUCAGGCUCACUGAUCUGUUGUGGACGAAGGGCCUGGAGAAGGGAGUGACCCGCUACGGGACUGUUCUCAGGUUUUGGACUGUAGAAUGGCACGUCUUGCCAUUUCUCCCACCUUCUCCAUGGCUUACCGAGUGUACAGGUCCUUACAGUCUACAGCAUGCCGGGGCAAAGGACAUGGAAGAGUCCUGGAUUGGAACUCAUUAUGGCCACCAACUGCCAGGAUCCUGAACCUAAGCUUUUGUUCCUCCCUCUGAGCUUACCCCUCCCUCAGCUUUCUGGGAGGGAGAUAGCAGAUGGGGCGGGGAAGUGUUGGGAUGGAGAAUGAUACCCACUGAUUGCCGACAGAAGCUUGGAGGAGCGGGAGGAAAGCAUAUUUGUUAAAAUUUAAGUUGAUGAAGAGGCACCAAGCCCCUCAGGUUCUGACACAGUAAGGCCAGGUUCUCCGGAGUCCCUGUGCCCUGGAAUUUGGGAAUCUUGAGCCAGGUUGGGCCUGAAGUACUAACCUGGAUUCAGUAACUUGUUCCUGUGAACGGUGGCAGUCACAGUGCUCCUCUUUGUCUUAAACAGAGAAAGGAAACUGGCAAUUUGUGGAAUGAAUGAGAAAAAUUGCUAGGUCUAGGAAACUGCAGAUCUGCAGGGCAGAAGUGCGUCAUUAAAUGUAAAAGCAAACUUAACAAGACGAAAACCUCUGAAAAUGCAAGGGCAGUUUGCAUGCCCCAGGGGGAAGUGUUUUAACCCGAGAAACCGAGCAGCAGAACCCUGAGGGACCAAACCUUACCUUCUUUCUCCCCCCCCCCCACCUUUGAAUCAUGCUGAAGGGAAUAGUUUAACUCUGUAUUAUUUUCACAAAGAACUAUCUUAAACCCAGUUUUAACUCUCAAAUGAAACCCAUUUCUAGUGAUCACGUUUAAGAUUGAUAAGGAAUAUAUUCUUAUAUGCAAAUAGACUCCAGAUUAUUUUAGCCUUUAAGAUAAUGUUAAAAUUACUUAGCUGAUUUUAUUUGAUUGCCUACAAUUGAUAUAAAGCUAGUCUCAGAGGCAAUUGGGACAUUUUUUUUUUUCUCAAGACAGGGUUUCUCUGUGUAGCCCUGGCUGUCCUGGAACUUACUCUGUAGACCAGGCUGGCCUUGAACUCAGAAAUCUGCCUGCCUCUGCCUCCCAAGUGCUGGGAUUAAAGGUGUGCACCACCACUGCCUGGCCAUCAUUAUUUUAAAACUUCCCUUUUAUGGAACAAAAAUUUAAAAGAAAAUUAAAAAUAAAAUUUCCCAUGAUACUGUCUUCCAGGUUCCCUGAAGAAAUGUUACUUGGCAUUUGUCAGGGUCCCCUGGGCUGGCUCCCUAGUACAGGUAUUUUCUGGUCAUUGGUGUAUUUUCAUUCCUUGUAUUUUCAUUCAUUCAUUUCAUUUCACGGCAGCAGGGGUUUGGGAGUGUGUUUUAUGGCAGUCAAAUGUUGAGGUGCACUGAUUAUUUCCAUUCAUUCUAUUAUUCUGUUCUAGUUAAUACUUAUUUUUGGUGUAUAUCAAAAAAUUCUUUAGCAAUUCAACAUUUUGACUUUCUGACUUCUGAAUGUGAUAAAAAUUUAAUAUCAGGUCACAUAUUGUGACUUUUGACUGAAAAGCUGAACAUGACAUGUACUUCAAAACGGUCCAUUUAUUCUGAGUGCUUGGUUGAUCAGCUCUCCUCUGUGUCAAGUAAAGGGGUUUGCUUCAUUUUUUCCCUAUACAGUUGAGGGUAACUAUUUUACUAUCAUUUUGUAGAACAUUAGUCUUUUGUUAUAAAUUUUUAUGUGAGACCGUGAAACUUAAAGUCUUGUGAUUAAAUUGUAGCUCCAGGCUUUGCUUUCAAGGUUUUUGAAAGAGAAUAAAGGUUGUGUUUGUCUUUCUCUGUUAUCACAUUACUCAGUUCUUUUGAACUAUGAUCUUAAAGGCACAAACAGCACCAGCCGUUCGCCUGUUACCUGCACAUGUAUGCUGUAGCCAGAGCGUCACCAUUCAGAGGGUGUCCACACAAACCCAGCCCUUUAUUGCUAACGUCCUUAAACAGAAUUUGAACUUAUCAUCAGCAUCCUGUGUUUGGAUGACAUGGUCCUCAAUUAUUGUUUAAAUUUGAUAAAUGUCAGUGUCUUUUAAAUUUUAGUAUGAAAGGUUAUUAAAG